Molecule: messenger RNA, 2996 nt
Organism: Podarcis lilfordi (Lilford's wall lizard)
Lineage: Eukaryota; Metazoa; Chordata; Lepidosauria; Squamata; Lacertidae
Source: the annotation of a GenBank genome assembly
UGAACAUGAAAUGAAACAGCCGUCAGCCCCAGGCUGCAGAUGCGACCAAUCUGCUUUCACCUACAACAAGCCUCAACCAGUUUUCCACUUCUGUCGGAGCUCAAGAACAGCGUUUUCCACUUGGCCGUGUGUCUGGAUAAAUCUUGACACGGGGAGUGGAGUGCCUAGUUUGUGCCACUGUACGAGCGUUCCCACUUGCCUCUCCAGCUUCCUUCUCCCCUCACCCCCAGCCUCCGGAUGGCAGUGGAUUCGCUCUGGCACUACCAGUUCCGGAUUAUCAUGUUGGGGGACUCCACUGUGGGAAAAUCCUGUCUCCUGAAGCGCUAUGCCGAAGGGGUCUUCCUUGAGUCCAUGAAUCAAACUGUGGGUGUGGAUUUUUAUGUUCACUUCCUGGAGAUUGAGCCUGACCUGCGCAUCAAACUACAGUUUUGGGAUACAGCUGGGCAAGAGCGGUUCAGGUGAGUUUAGAAUGGAAGUUUUAUCUGUAGUAAGGAGAGAGAAAUGAAGAGGUGAUAUGACAGCCACCUUCAAGUUGUUGAAGGGCUUUCACAUGAGAGGAUGGGGAACUUGUCCAGCAGUGGGGAAAAGAACUUGGCGGUAAGGAAUAGAAUAGGUAUGUAAAAAAGAGAAUUCCUGGAUGCCAAGAUCAAAGUUUGGGACAAGUACUGUUUGGUGAGAGAUAUCAAAUCACAAAAUAUGCAGCAAAGUAAAGUGUGGAAAUAUAGGCUUUUAAAAUAUGCCAUUGCAAAUUUAUUCCAAAGUUCCCCUCUUCCCCAGCGUAGAAAAAUACCACUCAUUUGGUGAAUUAAAAAUGGUUUACCUACAAACUCCAAAGGUCAGAUUCAUGUGCUUUUCCAUACAGCAUUCAGAAAAGUUGCACAGGCAGUGGAACUUGACUUAGUCACAGUGGUGAUAGUUCCUAGAUUAUUGGUCUAUGAACUCAAGAAAGGCUUGUCAGAGCCAUGAGCUCUGAGCAACCAGCUCAGACCUCUUUACAUGCUGAGCUUCUCAGGUAGACUGUGGUACAACACUAGGCUUGACUACCUCCCAAGGUGAGGGGGAGUGACCCCAGCUAAGCCUGGCAGAACCCCUUCAUGCAUUAAUUAAACUUAAGCAUGUUGGUUAUAUGAGGCUGGUUUUCACACACUUGGGGUCCUCCACAUGUUGCUGAACUACAAUUCCCAUCACUUGGAGUCCAAUAACAUCUGGUGGGUUACAGGUUCCCCAUUAUCUUGUUACUUUCCUUAUGGCAAAAAGUCUGAUUUGGGGGAUUAAGCAGGUUUUGUUGUGCAAUACCUCCCAACCAGCUAUAAUUGUGAGAUCUGAAUUUGUUUGUUUGCGACUGAAUCACCUCCCCCCCCCCAAAAAAAAGUCUGGAAGCAUCCAAGGUGUGCUGCAGACAUACGCCAGCUGUUUAUAUGAGUAACUCCUCAUUCUGUAGACUCAAAACUGAUUAAAUAGGAAGGGUUCCUCCCUUUCCUGAAAGGCGUCUCUAUUUGUAUUUCCUUCUUCUGUCUCAUAAAACGGCUGUUUGUGAAAGAUUUUGUUGGCCUCAUGAAGACUCAUUUCCAUCUGGCAUAUAUUUUAAUGCUGCUUUCAAUAACGUUUUAAUGCAAUCUUGUUAACUAACUUUGUCACUAAGAUAAUAAUUAACUAAUGCUGCAGUUGUUUACGUAAUUUACACAUCAGACAUAAAAUGACUCAGGAUGGUAUCCAAUGCAUUUAUUCCAUUAGCACAAGCCUAAAAUGUUGUGCUAUAGAAUUGCAGAGUUGGUAGGGACCCUGAGGGAAAUCUAGUCAAAGCCCAUCAAAUGCAGCAGCAAGUUGCUUCUGAUUCAAGCCUUGGACAUCAGUAACCAAACUAUGUAGCUCCAUCAAUAACUUAUGCGGUAAUAUUGUUUGCUAUAUAUUUCAAUAUUCAGCAAAUGAAUUCCAACUUAAUUUCUGGAACUGGCCAAUCUGCCUUGCCCUUCUUAGGUGAGUUUAACAAUACACAAUGUGUUCCAAACCUUAUUCAAUCCAUCAUCUUGUGUUCUCUUCCAUUCAUAGCCCUCUUCUGUCCAAAGCAACAUACUAUGCCAAUAAAGAUUAAAAACACUAAGCCAGUAUAAGGUAAAAAGGUAAAGGACCCCUGGACGGUUAGGUCCAGUCAAAGGCGACUAUGGGGGUGCAGCACUCAUCUCGCUUUCAGGCCAAGAGAGCCAGCUUUUGUCCACAGACAGCUUUCCAGGUCAUGUGGCCAGCAUGACUAAACCACUUCUGGUGCAAUGGGACACCAUGAUAGAAACCAGAGCACACAGAAAUGCCAUUUACCUUCCUGCCACAGCAGUAGCUAUUAAUCUACUUGCACUGGCAUGCUUUCGAACUGCUAGGUUGGCAGGAGCUGUGACAGAGCAACGGGAGCUCACCCCAUCACAGGGAUUCGAACCACCAACCUUCUGAUCAGCAAGAGGCUCAGUGGUUUAGGCCACAGCGCCACCCACAUCCCCAGUAUAUAAUGCUCUAAGGUGAUUGAUUGUACGAAGGUGACCCAAGUGAGAAUGAGUUUCCUUCUUUGUGUUUCCUGACUUAGGUCCGUGACGCGUUCCUAUUACCGCAACUCUGCUGGAGGUGUGCUGGUGUUUGACCUGGCCAACAGAGCAUCCUUCGAAAGCAUCCGGAAGUGGCACCAGGAAGUGAUGGACACGGUGAAGCCUCACCACAUUGUCUUUGUGCUGGUUGGGCACAAGAGCGAUUUGGAAGCCGAGAGGAAGGUUGGACAAAAGGAGGCGGAGAAACUGGCCACUUUGCUGGAGGCCAAGUACAUUGAGACGUCUGCGAAGAGCAACAGGAACGUGGGGGAGGCUUUCCAGAUCUUGACGCUAGGAAUAUACGAGGCUCUGAAAAGCGGGAAAAUGAGACCCAGUGAACAGUGGGACGGGGUGAAAAGCAAACUGCCACCCUUGGCACAGCCUGAGGCCCAGGCACAGGAAGGGGGCAAGAAAUGUUCCUGCUAG